UUUCAGAUAGUCUCAAGCCUCCCACUUGAUGUCUACAACCGUCCUGGAUACAUAGUUUUAUCAAUUGAUAACUCCAUUCCCUA
Messenger RNA from Caenorhabditis elegans, 83 nucleotides. NCBI's taxonomy places the organism in Eukaryota, Metazoa, Nematoda, Chromadorea, Rhabditida, Rhabditidae. The record is from the annotation of a RefSeq genome assembly.